AUGAUUGCUCCCCAGGUGAAGCAGGUAAUCUUGCAGGAGAGGUCUGUGGAAGUGAAACAACAACACAAGAAGACUGGUGUCUUGACUGCGGAGCUGGUUUCCAGCCGUGUGAACCAGCUCAGACGGGUUGGCACUGGGCUGCAGCACCUGUACUAUCAACUGUCUCUGCCUAAUCACAAUCUCAGCGACAUCUCUGUCUUAAGCAACUUUGUCCAUCUUCAAAAGCUGGAGCUGCCUCACAACAAAAUUCAAGAUUUGUCCUGCCUGAGCCACAUGCCCUACCUCGUCGUCCUGGACGCCUCCCACAACCAGAUCUCCAACUUCUUUGGAUUCCAGCCACCCAAGAACUUAAAGGAGGUAAAUUUCUCCCACAACCGCAUGACAGCAAUGAAGGACCUGUCCGCGUAUUCAUCUCUGAGCAAACUGGAUCUAGACCACAACAGCUUCAGCGAGGUCAGUGGUCUGGAGAAAUGCUGCCGGCUCGCUCAUCUCAGCCUCGCGUGCAACAAGAUCUCCAGGAUCCACGGCUUGGACAACCUGCCGCUGAGUCAUCUGUGCCUCAGGGGGAACCGGCUGGAGAGGAUUGAAGGGUUGGAGAAUCUAAAGAGUCUGCAGGUUCUCGACUUGUCUCUGAACAGCCUCAGCAGCCUCUCUGGCCUCCAGAACCUCCACCUGCUGGGCUCCCUCGACCUUGAGAAGAACCUGAUUUGUGAGAUUCAGGAGUGUAAGCACAUUCACGAUCUUCUCCUGUUGAGGGACCUCAAUCUGCUGCACAACCCCGUCCAGGAGCAAAGAGACUACAGACUGUCAGUUGUUUAUCUUCUGCAACACCUCACUCUGCUGGACCAAGAGGAAGUCACUGCUAGAGAAAAGGUGGCGUCCGUGAACAAAUACGAUCCUCCAAUGGACGUGGUGGCCGCCCGAGAACACAUGACCCACCUUUUGUAUCAGCUGAUGCAGCCCCAGCUGCUCUAUGACAGUACCUUGCCCAGUGCCGACUCUCCCUAUCCCAUGCUGGUGCUGACGGGUCCUCAAGGCUGUGGGAAGAGAGAGCUGGCCCACCGACUGUGUCAGGACUUUAACGAGUACUUUGGAUAUGGAAUUUGUCACACCACAAGGGAGCCGUACUUCGGGGAGGAGAAUGGAAAGGAUUACCAUUUUGUCACUGAAGAGGACUUCCAGACCAUGAUUCACAUGGGUAAGUUUAUGCAGACCCUGCAGUACGGGGGUCACAGCUUCGGGCUGAGCAGAGACGCCAUUGAGGACGUGGCCAGAGAGGGACUGGCCUGCUGUUUGCAUGUGGAGCUGGAGGGUGUGUUCAGUCUGAAGAACAGCUCCUUCGAGCCUCGGUACAUCCUCCUCAUCCCCACCCGAGAGGACAAGUACAGGGGCCACCUCAGGGGCCGUGGGCUCUACACCCCGGAGCAGAUCGACAUGGCCGCCUCCCGUCUGGAGCUCUACAGGAACACCAACAGGCAGCGGCCGGGCUUCUUCGAUGAAGUGAUCCCCUGUGAUGACUGGGAAGAAACGUACCCAACACUGAGGCAGAGGGUGAAAGAAUAUCUGGUGAUGGAGGAGCAGGAAGAAGAACCCAACAACAUGGCGCUCCCUGGCAACAUCUCCACAGGUCACAAGCGGGAUGAGAAGCCGGCGUCCCCUCCAGUGGGGUCGGGAUCAGGGACGCUCUCGUCCCACCUGGCCUCAGCUCUCGACCCCUCAGAUCCCGCCCACAGAAACUACAUUGCCAAGAUCCAGGCAGAGCUCGCCCCUCAGAAGAGCGCCGCGGAGCUGGCGUCCAUCAGAAGGCGUGAGCAGCUGGUUCGGGAAGCGAUCGUGGGGAAGAGCCCGGGGGUCUACAGCCAGCUCUUCAAAAGCUCUCCUCUAACGGCACCGUCACCAGAGCAGGGUCACGAUCCUGGUGCACAUUUCUGUGACGAUCACAGCCUGGACGAGACUCGGGCCAGUUCAUCUCUGUCCGUGCCCAGUUCAGCUGGGGCCCUGUUUGUCCCAGUGGCUCCGCUCGAAACCGCUGACCCUGGACAAGCCUCGAAAACACUCGAAGAUCCCCUGGCCUCAGACCCCGCCACAGACGCUCCCCAUCCAGACACAGAUCAACCGGCUGAGGACGUGUCCCCGUCCUCCGUUCGACGUCCCGGAUCCAACGUCAAGCCCAUCCUCCCCCCCAUCCCCACUGGGCGCAAGACCCCCGCAGCGCCCAGCCCGGCCCCCUCUCCCAGAGCAGUCGGAAAGGGAAGACAUGCAAACAAGAAGCAGUAGCUUUUAAAAGUAGUUUAAGAAAGUCAUAAAUCAAAAGUAACUUCUGAUUGUUAGACAACACUUUAAACUUUGGAAGACGAUCCAACAAGGUUGAUCCGUUCAGAUUGAUAGAUAUAUAAGUUUAUAAGUUGAAAUAUUAGCUCGAUAUGCUCAAUUAAAGAGAAUCACUAACAGGCGACCAUUAAAACCACAGAUCUGCUGUUAUCUCGGAUCGAGGUGCGAUACACUGUCAGCACUAGCCUCUUCCUGUUCCCUGCUCCUCAUGUCACAACACGUCUGGGUCUUUUUACACUUGCUUUGUGGCGUAUACUUGAUAAGAGAUGGUGUUAAUGACCAUAUAUAAGGGGACUAUAUAGUGUAAUUAUAGGCAAAGUUGUGCGUUUCCUCAUCGGGCCUGAAGCUCGAGCUGUCGACACACACUACGAGUCAGCCUCACGUGGAUUGACACACACACACGUCUUUCAUUUAAGAUAAAUACAGUGUAGCAGAGAAACUACUGCUUUGUCUUUCUGUAUUAACACCUUUUAGAUUUAUGAGCAUGGGGGGGACGCAUUCAUCUUGGAAAAGCUCACGUCGACCAAGUAUGUCCUGUUUUAUGAAUGUGGAUUAAUUUCCCCGACAGUGAAGUGGCAUUACGCUUCCCGCUGCUCAGUAAUCUCAUCAAAUAGGAUUUGCUAUUGACAUCUAGAUACUGAUCUUCUAUGUGUAGCGUAGAGCUGCUUGUCAUCGCAUGAAAAAUACAUCAUUAAUCUUUAUCUCCUGUGUUUGGGAUUAUUUAUUCAACUGGAAAAGUAUUCACAUGGAAGUUGUUGACAGGUAUUAAACAGCGAGCCAAAACAAAAAUGUCUGAGUGAGUUUGUGUCGGUGUGUGUGUGUGUGCCCCACAUAGCCACGCACACUUGUGUAUCCGCUUGUUUGUGAAUUUGGCAAAGCAUUGUUUAUUUGUGUCUCAUAGCAAAUGUCAUCUGUCACAGAUGUAUGCAUUGCUUAUUAAAAC
Platichthys flesus (European flounder) is the source of this 3274-nucleotide messenger RNA. It is a transcript of the gene lrguk, whose product is annotated as leucine-rich repeats and guanylate kinase domain containing. The coding region runs from base 1 to 2277 and encodes 758 amino acids. Gene Ontology annotation, molecular function: protein binding; GMP kinase activity. The record is from RefSeq and is a predicted model, not a curated record. Lineage: Eukaryota; Metazoa; Chordata; Actinopteri; Pleuronectiformes; Pleuronectidae. The transcript is spliced from 20 exons. Gene Ontology annotation, cellular component: cytosol.